AUGAAGAUUCUAAACCAUCCAAACAUUGGUAAGUGUAUCACUGACAUACUGACUCACUUCUGUAAAUCCUCAUAACAAUGUGUGCCCAUACGUGUUUGGGACAAGUUGAUUUCAACUCAGUCGGAUUUAAUUUAUAGCUAAACUUAACUAGCUACCUACUUAGUUUACCGUACAGCAAAACAUACACUUUUUUUUUUUUUUUUUACACUUAGCAAUGCGUAAAAAACAACACAAGAACAUAUGACAAUGCCCCUGUGCACAAAGCGAGGUCCAUACAGAAAUGGUUUGUCGAGAUCGUUGUGGAAGAACUUGACUGGCCUGCACAGAGCCCUGACCUCAACCCCAUCGAACACCUUUGGGAUGAAUUGGAACGACGACUGUGUCAGUGCCCGACCUCACUAAUGCUCUUGUGGCUGAAUGGAAGAAAGUCCCUGCAGGAAUGUUCCAACAUCUAGUGGAAAGCCUUCCCAGAAGAGUGGAGACUGUUAUAGCAGGAAAGGCGGGACCAACUCCAUAGUAAUGCCUAUGUUUUUGGAAUGAGUUGUUCAACGAGCAGGUGUCCUCAUACUUUUUUUUACCUCCCAAUCCCACUCAUUCAUUCUAAUGAACUGGAGAAUGGCACUCCACUUCCUCCUGUGGCUAUCUUUAGCCUGAUUGUGUGUGUGUGUCCGUGUUGCUGUGUGUCCACACUCAUACACACCAGCCCUCUCAGGAAAACCUGGAAAGAGCCCAAAAAGUUAGAGGCCAUGGGAUGUGGUACCAGUCGUCAUGGCAAUGACAUAUUUCCUUUCUCUGUUCAUAUCAAUAGGAGGGCUACUCCCUCCUGGAGAGCUGAGUUGCAGUGUAUGUAUGCAGGCUUAUGCUCUAGCCCGGCACUAACAGACCAGAAUCAACUAAUGGUCCAGAUUGAAGACCAGGAUGCGUUGAUUAUUUAUUUGAAUCAAGUGUGUAAUAAAUUCUGGGCUCGAACAAAAACCUGCACGCGCUGUGGCUCUCCAGCACAGGAGUUGAAAAACCUGGAUGUUAGCCUCUAUUUGAAUGUUUUGGUCUUACGUUUCAUAUACAAAAUGGGAAAUGUCCUCUACAAAGCCGAUUUGUGAUCACCCCGCCUUGCCUUGUCCAGCAGGCUCCCUUUUGGUGGUCUGAAUCCGCCGGCGCAUGGUUGGUAUGAAAAAUGUAUGCACUCACUAACUGUUAGUCGCUCUGGAUAAGAGCGUCUGCUAAAUGACUAAAAAUGUAAAACAUUUUGGCGAUCGUUUGGUUAAGCCUGGGGUAAGCCAUUUUGUUGGUGCUUCUCACGCUCAACUUCCUCUCUUCCACUGAUCCACUGUCUCCCUCCCCAAGCCAGGUAGGUCAGGGAGGGAAGGAGGGUGAUAUGCCGAAAGAAAGGAUGUUAGUUAAUCAAGAGAACGGGAUGGAUGGGAAGAUAUGCCCUCAGUGAAUUUCAAAUUGCAAUACCAAUAAAGCUUAUUGAGUUAAAAUAUGACAAUGGUCAAGAAAAGUGAGAGACGAGGUGGGCAAUGUUCCCUCAAAUUAUUUGGGGCACUGAGCAAAUUUUAGUUCUUGUGAACACUGAGGCUGUACCCUUACAGUUUUUGACAGUUUUAGGCUAUUGUGGCAAUUUGAGUAUAAUGUAGGCCUACCAACAAAACCAAUGGAACAAAUCCCAUAACAUUUUCACAUGGAAAUAGCUUUUUGAUUUCUAUAAUAUAGCCUACAGUAGCCUAUAUGUGGGGUUCAGUGCAGGCCAACAUUGCAUGAGACUUUUAAAAAUGCUUUUUACAUUAUGAAGGGCUUGACAUUUUAAUGAUUUUUUUACUUGGUUGGUAACACCAUGGGCCAAAUAGGACCUGUAAAUUGCAUUGUACUGUGUUGUAUGAUGAAAGAAACCACUUUACAAAAUAAAAUGAAUUGUUAUUACCAUACAGAGAAUUAGACAAUGUAAGCUACCCCUCUGCCUAUUGGCUUAUUUGCAUAUUUUACCUGACUGGCUUUUCAAAGACGGCUUGAAAUGUAGCCUACACGUUUUGUGCUCUUGUAGGAAGCAGUAACUCCCAAUUGCUGACCUAUACUUAUCUAUAACUGGGCUAAUAACUCUCUAAUUAGCAAAGAAUAUCAACAAAUGUGCACACACGCGACUCCGCGCUCUGAACUGAACUGAUCUGAAAAGCGCUUUCACUUGCGCUACCCCUGCCAAUAGAAUUCUACUCCGUUGCGCUCUGGCUCUGCCUACAACAAAAUCACAGACUCAAUCUUGCAAAGUUAGAUAUUGGUUUGUUUUGUUGCAUUGAAAGGGGCUGACAUGUUGAUUCAAUCACAGAAAAAAACGUUGAUCUAUAUAAUGCAAACUAAUGGCGCGAACUCAGUGAAGUUCAAUCUCUUGCCUGACAUUUUUUUCUGCGCUGCAGUCCUGGAGGAGGUGUCCGGCCGCGCACAUGCUCACCUUAGGUGGGGAAGAGAGACAGAGGGAUACAGACAUUGGGAGAGAGACGGAGUGAUAGACAAUGAAGGAGAGCGAGCGACAGAGGGAGACAGACUGAAGGAAAGACAGAGGUAUACACCCAUUUAAGAGGGAGAGAGACUGAGUGAUACAGACAAAGAAGAAGUAAUAGAAACAGACUGAAGUAGAUGGCAAGACAGAGGGAGAGAUACGAGACUAACUGAUACAGACAGUGACUGUGGGAUUAGUUGGCUAUGGUCUCAUUUCAGAACAGUAUGUUGCCAUUGAGCCUGGCACCGACAUAUGCUAGAAAAAUCUGGAGGCUUUCUCUCAUAGACAAUUUCUUAGGCGGGAUGCAAGGUAGCCCAAAGCAACAUUUUAAGCACGCAGAUACAUACAUGUUCAGAUUAUGCAAAAUGUUGGUAAGAGUAACAAGGUGAAUUUUGGGCCAUAUUUUCAGUCUUCUUACAUUAAUAGCAGGGUUUCCAUUCUUGGUGGGGACACCCAGGGAGCGCACAGUUUUGUUCCAUCUCAGCUCUAAUACUCCUGAUUUUCCCAAUCAUUGGCUUAGUGAUCAGUUGAGAAAGAGGCUGAAUGACAGACAGACAGACAGUAGGGCUGUACGAUGUGGGCAAAAAAUCGAAUUGCGAUUAUUUAUUUUUGUACCAAAUAUUGCUAUUUGACUUGAUAUAAACCAAAACACUUGGGUGAACUGUUGGAAUCAUAGACAUAGAAUGAUUUAUAUUAAGAACCAAAGUGGAAAGCAACAUCGUUCUUCAAAAUAUUGCAUGCCAUAUACAUUUCUUGCGAUAUGGAUAUUGCACAUGUCAAUAUUGCAAUUUCGAUGUGAAUUUUAUUAAUUGUGCAGCCCUAACAGACAGACAGACCAACGGACAAGCAGGGUGCAUUCCAUGUACACAAAAUAUGUGCAAUUCAACGUCCGCAUAAGUUUUUAAUGUACCAGACAUCAAUAUGUUCUAGUUAUCCUUAUCCUGCAAAAUUAGUGUAUUCUGGAGUGCACCCACAGACACAGUGAAAUAGAUAGUGAUUUAGAAAGCGAGAAAGAGAGUCGUGCUCAUCUCUGCUCCAAUUCAAUUAGAUGGGAAGUGAUUUAGCCUGCUAGCUGGUGAUUUCCCAUCUAACUCUCUCUCUCUCUCUCUCUCUCUCUCGCCACAGUGAAACUGUUUGAGGUGAUAGAGACUGAGAAAACUCUCUACCUGGUGAUGGAAUAUGCCAGUGGAGGUAAGUUACUUAGUAAUAUGACAUACAGUAUAGUACAUUAUCAUAUUUAUAAUAUGCUUUGAGCAUAAUCCAUGAAAAUCUCAUUUAUAAAUAUAAAAUACAUGUAUUAUGGUUAUGAUUAUUAAAGUAUGACACCCUUCUCUUGGAGAGCUACUGGGCGUGCAGGCUUUUGCCCCAGCCCUGUGCUAACUCACCUGCUUCAGGCAAUCAAGGUCCUGAUGAGUUGCUUAUUAGUGGAAUCAGCUGUGUUUGAGGGCAGGGCUGGAUCAAAAGCCUGCACAACCAGUAGCUCUCCAGGAGGAGGGUUGGUCUGACUCCUGAUAUUCAUAGUACUUUAUUAUAAGACAUAGUAUUGCCUUAUCUAGGACAAAUGAGGCAGCCUAACUAGCAAUUGAUGCUUUGUUGGUGGGUUCCAGACAUUAAAAAGAAUUUCGGGGACUGAGAGGAAGUUUUGGAAUGUAUCUAUUCAGUCAAAGUUGAACUUAAACCUCUCUCUCUCUCGGUCUUGCUCUCUCCCUGUCUCUCUCUAUCCCUUCACUCGAUCUCUCUCUCUCCCCACUCUUUCUCUCUCUCUCUCUCUCGCUCCGCCUUCCUUUCAGGGGAGGUCUUUGACUACCUCGUAGCUCACGGGAGGAUGAAGGAGAAGGAAGCCAGGGCUAAAUUUAGACAGGUACUGCAGCAGACUGGAUUCAGCCCUACACAUACGCACGCACGUACAUAUACUAACAUACACACCCCAUGUUCAAAGACACACUGGCUGGGUGUCACACAGACACACUUUCAAGCCCCCCCCCCCCCCAACAUCCUUGCCAUCCUUAAUUUUCAGCCGAUCAAACCCCCCCGCUACUCAGUGAAAGGGGGUCUACCGUAAGUCCAUACAGGGGCUCCCCUGAUAUCUGGGUCACUUGAUGUAAGAGCUGUGGACAGGGAGCUAGGAGAAUUGGGCGGGGGGGGGGGGGGGAGAGGGAGAAAGAGAAAGGAAGAUAGGAGAAAAUAUGGAUGGGAUAAAAGAGGAGGAUAGCAGGGGAGAGGAACCAGUACAUGUCUUAAAUUCAUAGACGCUGUGUAUCAUUUUUGUAUGAUUAUAUGUAUUAUACCAGUACAUGCAUUUAUACGUAUAAUACAGUGUUAUGGAUCUCUAAAGAUACUAGAUAGUGGGUGAAGGACUUUGGAUAUUUGCAUAACGAAAGGGGAGGUUAUUGGCAUGAACAGUAGGCCUAUUAAUUAAUUAAUUAAUUAAUUCAUUAAGGAGAGGCAAAAAUGACCAAAACAAAAAAUCUGGUAAAUGAAUAAAAUAAAAAUAGAUUACCCCAAUGGAUAGGUACAUUGAUAGAUAUUGUUGUAGUUAUAAAGUAUGUUAUUGACAGUAAUCAGUCACUAGCUAGUUCUGUUCAAAUCAGCCCCUGCUUACCUGGAUGGGGAAAACCACCAUAUCUAACAUACGCACACCGUGCGUGAGUCUGUACUAGCCACAAGCACUUCCUGCUGUCCAAUCAAUGAAGUUCUGAGAAGUGGGUGCCUGUCGACAUCGCUAAUUGUUCUCACACACUCACACACCAGACAGACAGUGUUGACCAGUCCCAAAUGAACCUCAAGCUCCUCUGUCACGUGUCAAACUCAUUUACAUUUACAUUUUAGUCAUUUAGCAGACGCUCUUAUCCAGAGCGACUUACAGUUAGUGCAUACAUUAUUUUUUUAUCGACCCCACAACCCUGGCGUUGCAAACGCCAUGCUCUACCAACUGAGCUACAUCCCCUACCGGCCAUUCCCUCCCCUACCCUGGACGACGCUGGGCCAAUUGUGCGCGCCGCCCCAUGGGUCUCCUGGUCGCGGCCGGCUACGACAGAGCCUGGAUUCGAACCAGGAUCUCUAGUGGCACAGCUAGCACUGCGAUGCAGUGCCUUAGACCACUGCGCCACUCGGGAGUACAACUCCAAAUCGAAAGGGCUGUAGUUAUAAUAACUUUUAUAAAAACGUAUAAACUGUCUAAUAAUGUGUUCUAACUUCUAAUUCUAUGGUUUUGGUCCAUUCCUUUCUAGAUUGUGUCAGCUGUGCAGUACUGCCAUCAGAAAAAGAUUGUACACAGAGACCUGAAGGUAAUGAACGCUUUAUGUACACACACGCAUACACACGCAACCUGGCACACAUACACGUACCAUGACACGCGCACACCCCCCCCCCCCCCUUCAGAGCCAUGGGAGAAACACUGUUCAUUAUCACCUCCCACCUCCCACCUACAUCCUCUCACCUGCUACGACACGGGAUGUUGUGUUACCAUCCCCCAGAGGUGUGUGACAUACUGUAGUAGUCUCUACAGGGCAUUACACGCUCUGUUUCCACGAUGACAUGUCCUAAAUUAUGCAUUUGCACAAGAUAGAGGGAGAGUAACAGAGAGAGGGAGAAAGUGGGAGGAAGGAACAAAGAGUUGGAUAGACAAACGAAGAGGGAGAGGAAGAUGGAGAGUGGUAGAAACAAGAAGAAAGACAGAUGUUGGAUACCAUGUCAGGGAGCAAGUAGGUGGCAAUGUGCUCUCAUUCUAUGCCUGUGCUCCCUUUCUCUUCUUCCUCCGUUUCUCUUUCACCAUCCUUCUCUCCCUCUUGUCAACCCCUCUCGCUCUCCCUUUCCAUUUCUCCCUUCUGUAUCUCUCUCCUCUCUUAAUAUCUUUCUCUUUCCCCCAGCUCCCCAAUUUAAACUGACAACUGUGCUUUUUUGUGUCCCCCCUCCUUCCCUCUCUCCAUCUCUGAACUGUAAGUGAACCAAGAGGGGUUUGACCCAGGCACUUCAAUGGAAUCCCAGAAAAAACUAUUUAGAAACUAUUUAUAUUUAAUUAAAAAUAUACAUUUUGAUGUAUCCUCCACAUUGCAUGUGCCUUUGGUGUUACCGAACGGUAUAGCUUAAUAAUUUCUUUCCAAAAUGGCGUCUCCUCUCUAUUUCAUGUAAGAUUCAUUCGGCCAUAUCUUUUUGAAGAGCUGAAGACAAUCCCAGCCAUUUUGUAUGCUGAGUGAAAGUAGGCAAUACUACAUUACUUGCAGUAUUGAAGGGUAAAAGGAAUUUGAACUGUUUCCCUUCUAGUUCUUAUUUCUUAUUAUACUGUGAACGCACUUAUUUAUUAGUGCAUUAGAAGUGCCUAUUAUUAUUAUUAUUAUUAUUAUUAUUAUUAUUAUUAUUAUUAUUAUUAUUAUUGUGUGCAUUAUUACCUGAUAUAACUUGUUGUUGUCAUUCAUAACAACAACAUGGCUCAUUUGAAGAGAUCCAUAGGCAUGUCACGAGACUUGUGUCCUGUUCAGGAGGAUGUAGGGGCGGCAGGUAGCUUAGUGGGUAAGAGCGUUGUGCCAGUAACCGAAAGGUCGCUGGUUCUAAUCCCCGAGCCGACUAGGUGAAAAAUCUGUCGAUGUGCCCGUGAGCAAGGCACUUAACCCUAAUUACUCCUGUAAGUCGCUCUGGAUAAGAGCGUCUGCUAAAUGACUAAAAUGUAAAAAUGAUGUAAUGUUACAGAGCGUACCGAUAUAAAUGUAUCGUGUAAAACAUAUAUUAUAUUAUGUUUUACAUUCUUUUUCUACCUGCAACAUUCAAGACUGUAAAGUGUGGGUGACUGAGAGAGUCUGACAACGUUACUGCCCAUGAAAAUAUCCAAUGUUUACUUCGCUAUUAGCAUCUCAUACAUUUACAUUUGAGUCAUUUAGCAGACACGAUAAUCCAGAGCGAUUUACAGUAGUGAGUGGAUACAUUUUUCGUACUUGUCCCCCGUGGGAAUCGAACCCACAACCCUGGCAUUGCAAGCGCUAUGCUCUACCAGCUAAGCCACACGGGAUCUACAUCUUGUGUCACACUGAAUGAUGUCCCCGCACACCCCACUUAAAGUUCACUAGUUCCGGUGUAAAACCGACCCAUCUACAUCCCCCUUUUUUAAAAUUAGAAACAACAAUGUUCAGUGUUUCACAUCACUAAAUAUAUACCACACAAAUAAACACCCACUUACCCACUUCCACCCCUCCUCACCCCCCCCCCCCCCCCCCCACACCAGGCUGAGAACCUACUCCUGGACGCUGACAUGAACAUCAAGAUUGCAGACUUUGGCUUCAGUAACGAGUUCACCAUGGGCAGUAAGCUGGACACGUUCUGCGGCUCCCCGCCCUACGCCGCCCCGGAGCUGUUCCAGGGGAAGAAGUAUGACGGGCCUGAGGUGGACGUCUGGAGCCUGGGGGUCAUACUGUACACGCUCGUGUCAGGGUCACUGCCCUUCGACGGUCAGAACCUGAAGGUGUGUUUGUAUGUGUGUUUAACCUUUAACCCUGGCCUCCACUCUUAUGGCCCAGUUUGCUACCCAUCUGACCUAAAUGUGCACUUGCUUUAUAAGGAAAGGACUGGUGGAAGAAUGGUGGAAACGCCAUCUAGUCCAUGCUUACACUUGCCUAACAUGCCAACUGCGUGGGGAAGAGUGCAUGUUUGCACACUUUGGGAGACAGGUUGAGAAUUGGGACAAAGGGUCUAUAUAUCCUCUGUAGGAUCUGAAAGAGUGUUGUCUGAGGGGGAAAUACUGUAUCCCCUUCUACAUGUCCACCGACUGACCCCUGACUUCUAAACUUCCAACCCUGCCUUUAACCUCUCCUCUCUAUCUCCCCCUAUAGGAGCUGAGAGAGCGUGUUUUAGGGGGGGAAAUACUGUAUCCCUUUCUACAUGUCCACCGACUGACCCCUGACUUCUAAACUUCCAACCCUGCCUUUAACCUCUCCUCUCUAUCUCCCCCUAUAGGAGCUGAGAGAGCGUGUUUUAGGGGGGAAAUACUGUAUCCCUUUCUACAUGUCCACCGACUGACCCCUGACUUCUAAACUUCCAACCCUGCCUUUAACCUCUCCUCUCUAUCUCCCCCUAUAGGAGCUGAGAGAGCGUGUUUUAGGGGGGGAAAUACUGUAUCCCUUUCUACAUGUCCACCGACUGACCCCUGACUUCUAAACUUCCAACCCUGCCUUUAACCUCUCCUCUCUAUCUCCCCCUAUAGGAGCUGAGAGAGCGUGUUUUAGGGGGGGAAAUACUGUAUCCCUUUCUACAUGUCCACUAACUGACCCUGACCUCUAACCCCCGACACCACCUUUUAACCUCUCCUCUCUAUCUCCCCCUAUAGGAGCUGAGAGAGCGUGUUCUAAGGGGUAAAUACCGUAUCCCUUUCUACAUGUCCACCGACUGCGAAAACCUCCUCAAGAGCUUCCUGGUGCUCAACCCAUCCAAGCGCGGCACACUUGAGGUGAGGGAGGAUGCCCAAAAUGUAAAUAUGUCUUACGCUUACUACUUAUUUUACUUGGCCGUCCACCCCCUCGCAAGGACUCUUUCCUUCUUUACGUCACUCCUGCCUGGUUUUUAUCUGUGUGGAGAUGUAUGGGAUGCAAGGUUUGAACACAGCACCUUCAUGUGGUCGCCCACACGCAGGCGUACGUGCACACACUGAUAUACGUGCGCGCAAACACACACCUCUUCCAUCCGCUGAAGUAGAUUUCCCACUUCUAGACGCACACACACGCACACAUACACCCUCACACCCUCACACACACAUCCUCACACACCUAUCCCUCCUCCAUAGUCCUGUCUGUACACACACUCAUCUCCCUGUGCUGAAGAAACAGACAUAAUUAAUUAAACCGCAAAAGGCAGUCCUACCACUCACAUCACGUCUGUGUGAGCAUUCUUUGUGUGUGUGUCCGUGAGUGUGUAUAUUUGUGUAAAUUUUUGUAUUUAUCUAAAACUAACCUUAGAUCAGUGUCUAGGAGCAACUUAAUUCUAGUCCUUUUUGUACAGUACCACAUCACCCAGGGGAAUAAUAAAACCGUGUCCCAAAUGGUACCCUAUUCCCUAAAUAGUGUCUAUUACUGCUAAGCACUGCUUAAGGCCGGCCUGUGUGUGUCCACCCACGUGUGUGUAUCUUUCUCCCUUAAGCACUUCACCCUACGUAGGCAACAUGCUUUUAUAGUGCAACUAGCUAGCUAUAUCCCCCCGUACCUCUCUUGAUUCAGAGGGGUUGGGUUAAAUGCGCAAGACACAUUUCGGUUGAAUGCAUUCAGUUGUGCAACUGACUAGGUAUCCCCCUUUCCCUUUAUUUGGAUACCAAGGGGUAGCUUAGCGUGUCUAAACAUGUGCACCGAUGCGAACACUUACACACGCACACACACACUCUUACUCAUCCAACCACCUUGUACCCUCCUGGCUACCCACCUGCCUUCCACAGUCGAUCCAUCUCUAGCUCCAUAGAGGGCCCACUCCCACCAAGACAGCAGCUGAACUCGUUUGCCUCGUGUGCUUCAGUUUGUUUUUGUUAUAAUCAUUCCAAAUACUCUGGUAAUGUUUUGAUAUAAUUGUAGGCUCGGACCUAAUUUAGGUGUUCUCUGUCACCUGGAGUUGCAUGGAAAAUGGUCCAGGAACAAAGAACAAUGCCAAAGGACUAUUACGAGUCACAUGUGAUUUAUAUUUAAUAUACUGUAUAUUCACAUAUAAAAUAUUACUGCCCACUACAUAGUCAACAAGUAACUUGGCUAUAUAAAAGAUCCUCUAUCUUUUCAUUUAUCGGAGAAAGCAAACAUAUAAAUCACUCCGGUUCCAUUGCUGAAUGCUCCUCCACCACGCACCUGGUUGGUUGAAAGCCUCCUGUCCUACCGACACAAGCCUCUCCCAAGCGGGUGUGAUACCUAGGCUACUCCCGUGGUGUGCUGCACUGCUUGGCACCCACCUUUCGGUCUGCUCCUGACUACCCAGGCCUCCCCUCCUGUCUGGUACAGGUACCCUUGCCCCCUUCUCCCCCGAGCUUCGCUCACUGCUCCAGCAUGCACACACUGCGGUCUCUGAUCCAAAUUGUAUCUUUAGCCUGUGGACUUUUGUGGACUUUUACUUGGGAACUUGUAUGCAUUUAGAGUUGUAUUACUUGGCCUUUAUUGUUAUUUUAUUGUAGCUUAGGCCUAUUUGAGGUUAGUGUGCAACCUCAUAGGCCUAAUUUUUUUAGAUCCGAUAACUUUUUAUGGUUAUUUCUCACAUUGAUUAAUCGGCUACAAAGGAACAUGUUGCUAUUGUCUACCCUUUACUCUUACACUGAGGAUGAUGCAUUUAGCUUGCCCCGCUAUUGCAGUGGAGAACUCUGUGCGUUUUUCUAAUUCGACAUGGGAGAAACCGCACGCUACCAUUUACAUGUCUGGAUUGUUAUUUUGGUACUUAACCAUGUUUCUGGACUGAUUGGUGGAGUGCUGCAGAGAUGGUUGUCCUUCUGGAAAGUUUCUCCAAUCUCCACAGAGGAACUGUGGAGCUCUGUCAGAGUGACCAUCGGGUUCUUGGUCAUCUCCCUGACCAAGGCCCUUCUCCCCCGAUUGCUCAGUUUGGCCGGGCGGCCAGCUCUAGGAAGAGUCUUGGUGUUUCCAAACUUAUUCCAUUUAAGAAUGAUGGAGGCCACUUUGUUCUUGGGGACCUUCAAUGCUGGAGGUAUUUUUUUGGUAGCCUUCCCCAGAUCUGUGCCUCGACACAAUCCUGUCUCUGAGCUUUACAGACAAUUCCUUCGACCUCAUAGUUUGGUUUUUGCUCUUACAUGCACUGUCAACUGUGGGACCUUAUAUAGACGUGUGUGCCUUUCCAAAUCAUGUCCAAUCAAUUGAAUGUACCACAGGUGGACUCCAAUCAAGUUGUAGAAACAUCUCAAGGAUGAUCAAUGGAAACAAGAUGCACCUGAGCUCAAUUUUGAGUCUCAUAGCAAAGGAUAUGAAUUGGUAUGUACAGUUGAAGUCAGAAGUUUACAUACACUUAGUUGACUGUGCCUUUUAAACAGCUUGGAAAAUUCCAGAAAAUGAAGUCAUGGCUUUAGAAGCUUCUGAUAGGCAAAUUGACAUAAUUUGAGUCAAUUGGAGGUGUUCCUGUGGAUGUAUUUCAAGGCCUACCUUCAAACUCAGUGCCUCUUUGCUUGACGUCAUGGGAAAAUCUAAAGAAAUCAGCCAAGACCUCCGAAAAAAAUGGUAGACCUCCACAAGUCUGGUUCAUCCUUGGGAGCAAUUUCCAAACGCCUGAAGGUACCACGUUCAUCUGUACAAACAACAGUACGCAAGUAUAAACACCAUGGGACCACGCAGCCGUCAUACCACUCAGGAAGGAGACGCGUUCUGUCUCCUAGAGAUGAACGUACUUUGGUGCGAAAAGUGCAAAUAAAUCCCAGAACAACAGCAAAGGACCUUGUUAAGAUGCUGGAGGAAACAGGUACAAAAUUAUCUAUAUCCACAGUAAAAUUAGUCCUAUAUCGACAAUUAUGUGGAUAUAUUGAAGCAACAUCUCAAGACAUCAGUCAGGAAGUUAAAGCUUGGUCGCAAAUGGGUCUUCCAAAUGGACAAUGACCCAAAGUUGUGGCAAAAUGGCUUAAGGACAACAAAGUCAAGGUAUUGGAGUGGCCAUCACAAAGCCCUGACCUCAAUCCUAUAGAAAAUUUGUGGGCAGAACUGAAAAAAACGUGUGCGAGCAAGGAGGCCUACAAACCUGACUCAGUUACACCAGUUCUGUCAGGAGGAAUGGGCCAAAAUUCAACCAACUUAUUGUGGGAAGUUUGUGGAAGGCUACCCAAAACGUUUGACCCAAGUUAAACAAGUUAAAGGCAAUGCUACCAAAUACUAAUUGAGUGUAUGUAAACUUCUGACCCACUGGGAAUGUGGUAAAAUAAAUUAAAGCUGAAAUAAAUCAUUCUCUCUACUAUUAUUCUGACAUUUCACGUUCUUAAAAUAAACUGGUGAUCCUAACUGACUUAAGACAGGGAACUUUUACAAGGAUUAAAUGUCAGGAAUUGUGAAAAACUGAGUUUAAAUGUAUUUGGCUAAGGUGUAUGUAAACUUCCGACUUCAAUUGUAAGUAAGGUAUUUCUGUUAUUUAUUGUUAAUACAUUUACAAAAAAAUCUAAAAACCUGUUUUUGCCUUGUCAUUAUGGGGUAUUGUAUGUAGAUUGAUGAGGAAAGAAAAUAAUUUAAUAAAUUUUAGAAUAAGGCUGAAAUGUAACAAAAUGUGGACAAAGUCAAGGGGUCUGAAUACUUUCCGAAUGCACUGGCUUGCGAAAGCAUUCACCCCCCUUGGCAUUUUUCCUAUUUUGUUGCCUUACAACCUGGAAUUAAAAUGGGGUUUGUAUCAUUUGAUUUACACAACAUGCCUACCACUUUGAAGAUGCAAAAUAUUAGACAAGAACAAGAAAUUAGACAAAAUAACAGAAAACUUGAGAAUGCAUAACUAUUCACCUCCCCAAAGUCAAUUCUUUGUAGAGCCACCUUUUUCAGCAAUUACAGCUGCAAGUCUCCUGAGGUAUGUCUCUAUAAGCUUGGCACAUCUAGCCACUGGGAUUUUUGCCCAUUCUUCAAGGCAAAAUUGCUCCAGCUCCUUCCAAGUUGGAUGGGUUCUGCUGGUGUACAGCAAUCUUUAAGUCAUACCACAGAUUCUCAGUUGGAUUGAGGUCUGGGCUUUGCCUAGGCCAUUCCAAGACAUUUAAAUGUUUCCCCUUAAACCACUUGAGUGUUGCUUUAGCAGUAUGCUUAGGGUCAUUGUCCUGCUGAAAGGUGAACCUCCGUCCCAGUCUCAAAUCUCUAGAAGACUGAAACAGGUUUCCCUGAAGAAUUUCCCUGGAUUAAGCGCCAUCCAUCAUUCCUUCAAUUCUGACCAAUUUCCCAGAUCCUGCCGAUGGAAUUAUUAUUAUUAUUUAGGGGCUUCAUAGCAAAGGGGUUGAAUAUAUGCACGCACCACUGUUCCGUAAUUUAUUUUUUCGAAUUUUUUGAAACAAGUUAUUUUUUUCAUUUCACUUCACCAAUUUGGACUAUUUUGUGUAUGUCCAUUACAUGAAUUCCUAAUAAAAAUACAUUUCAAUUACAGGUUGUAAUGCAACAAAAUUGGAAAAACGCCAAGGGGGAUGAAUACUUUUGCAAGGCACUAUACGUUGUAAAAUUGUAUUCAUAGGCUAGGUUGUAACAACCUCAUGAUGGUUAUAGGGAAAAUGUGAGUAUCACGUAGUAUCCUAAACCUAUCAAUGUUACAUUGAGCUGGGUGAAUGGAAUAUGAAUGACAGUCAUACAAUAUGCUGUAAUAGAAAUAAGGCCAUGCACAUUUUUUUUUAAAUAAUCGUCCGCCCUCAUCUUAAACGGAACUGACCGCCAUUGUUGUUAACAAUGUAACAAGGUUGAAUGCAGUGUCCUCUAAAAUCCUCAUUGAUUGAUCUUAAUUUAACUAACGUCCACAUCAUUUUAAUGCUUCUGCUUCAAAUUAUAUAAGUGAACACUGUGCUGCUGCCUGUGUGAGGGAUUGUAAAAUUCCUAAACUGCCUCCACGUAUCAUCAUGAAAAUAAACUGGAAGCAGUUUGAUACUCAGGGUUUUAUACAUUGUUUUUUACUUUGCCUGGAAUAGAGUUUAAUUCAUCCCUGAUGUUGAAUUAGCCUUUUCCUACUUCCAUAAAGCAUUCCAGGAUGUAUGCAACAAGCAUUUCCCUUUCAAACAAUACAGAAUUAAAGGCAGAGACAACCCUUGGUUCUCAGAUGAACUAGCUAAAAUCAUAAGGAAACGGAAUGCUUUGUGGGCUAAGGCAAGGUGGUCUGAUUCAGCUGAUGGUUGGAUGGCUUUUAAACGCCUUCGGAAUCAGGGUGUGGCUAUGACCCGAAAGCUGAAAGCAGACCACUAUCUCAAAUCAACUGCUGAUAAUCUGAAUAAUCCUUCAACAUUUUUGAAAAGUUUAUAGUGCAAAGGAGAUGCACAGCUCCCUAAACAGCUGCUAGUUGACUCACAGGUGGUAAUUGAGAACCUUUAUUCUGAACUCUUUUAAUCAAAAUUUUCUUGAUGCAGGCAUAUUAUUUGAUAGGCUUAAAGGUCAACAUUUGCACACCUGUGAAAUGACCUGACACUCCCAAGCACUCCUUCUCCAGGUUCUCCUUCUCGCCCUUCUCUGUCUCAGAGGUGCGUAGAGCCCUGA
This is a messenger RNA of Coregonus sp. 'balchen', 14628 nucleotides long. Lineage: Eukaryota; Metazoa; Chordata; Actinopteri; Salmoniformes; Salmonidae. The record is from the annotation of a GenBank genome assembly.